Diatraea saccharalis (sugarcane borer) is the source of this 1890-nucleotide messenger RNA. The record is from the annotation of a GenBank genome assembly. NCBI's taxonomy places the organism in Eukaryota, Metazoa, Arthropoda, Insecta, Lepidoptera, Crambidae.
UAACAUUGGUGCAAACUUUAGAAACAUUAUAUUACUUCUUUUUCUUUUAUUAAUGUCUUAUUUGCGCGUUUCGCACAAUUCUGCCAAUGUCAAGUGAUUAAAUUAGUAAAAUUAUUUUCUAUAUGUAAAAUGAAAAUUAAAUGAGUGAAACAAUAUUGUAUUUAUUUAACGAUCAAUUUUGACACUGACUUAAACAUAAAAUUUGUCUCUAUGUACACUGACAUUUAAAGAGAAUCGCAUAGAUCUCAUAGAUUUAAAACAAAGAGUAAAAGUAUAUAAUUUAAAAAUUCCUCAAAAUAAUAACAAAACAAAUUCAUGAAAAAGAGAUAUGAUUUUUAGAUAUCUAAACUUCUUAAAGCUUCUUAGAUGUGACUGUUUUACUUAUAAGUCAUAAUUUGUUCCUAGGUUUUACUUGAUUUAAUUUGUAUAAUUUUUGGUCGAUGCGUAUUGUUUAAUGUAUAAAAUGAUUUUACCUAAUAAAUGGGCAGCGAUUACAAACAGAAUAUUACCAGUUAAUCAAAAUUUGAUUACUAAUUAAAAAGUAGUCGUAAAGAAUCCAAACGAUACCGUAAAAUUAUUUCUUAGCACAAUUUUAUAAUCAUUUGCCUAAGAAAUUAUGAUCCAACACUGAAUGAUGACUGAAUAUAAAAUUACAAUAUGAAGUUAGCAGUUGGCACUAUGAUAAUAUGUAAGUCUUAUUAUAUUUGAUCAAUUUGCAUUCACAAUGCUAUACUGAAAUAAAAUUGUUAAUAAAAAUAAAAAUUCUUGAAUUCCACUUUGUCCCUGGCACUCUGAGAUAGGAUUCGAACUCAUGACCUUUCGCUAGGGACAAAGCAGAUUAUUUAAGCAUUUUUCAUUAAGAAUAUAAGUGUUAGUUAGGGAUUUAUAAAAAAUACGCUUUUUCUUGAUAGUAAUUUUAAGGGGAAUGAUAAUAUAGUUUUAAAUGAACAAAUGAUUAAAAACCUUUAUAAAAUAAUGAUUGGAAAUUUUAACACAUAUAAUUUUUAUUAUAAUAUAAUUUAAUCAGUAGGUACUUACUAUAAAAUACCUAACAUCUUGAAGUGCUCUUAAAAUUUAUAUUCAAAAUAUCCAAAUUAUCUACGCCAAUUAUCUAACUGUAAACCUUGUAUAAUUAUAUAAUUCAUGUUAAAGGUACAUUAUGUGUUAUGAAACCAAGUAUAAGCUUGAAUUUUAUCGAUAUCCCCAACACAAACAUGCGAUCUUAUCACAGUAAUGAAGAAAACGAGAAGAAUAACGGAGAUGACGGAAAUAAUAACGAAGAAGAUGAAACAAAUAACGAAGAAGACGAUUAUGUUGAAGAACGAAACUAUCCACCAGUCAAGAGUACAACAGACAAUGGUAUGAUACGCAGGAAUUUUCUAUUCAGAAAUAAUAAUCCAAUUAUACGUAGAGAAGGUUACAGUCAGCGUGAGAAGGACGCAGAUAUAAAAAUGAAAAUCUCUACUCUAGUGGAGCAAACCGUUCAUGAUACAGACAGAAGAAUUAAAUCUAUAAAUCAUAUUAAAAAAAGAUAUAGAGAAAAUGCACCAUACAAAGCAGGUUUUAUAUUUAGCAUGAUUAAGAAGGCUAGAGACGUUUUGAAUGAGUUAUUUAAUGUAGCGGUACAUCACAAAGAUGAAUGGAAGACUUUAGAACAACUGAAGAUAUUCGAAUUGAUAGUCCACACUAACGUGGAUACUACAAACUUGGUGAGGCAAUUAGUGGAAAUACAUAUACAGUUCUUGAACACGACAAGUAGUACGGGUGGUGGAGAUGCGUCUGGCAGAAAACGGGUUGUUUUAUUAAAAUAAUUUGAUAAUAUCAAUAAUUGUUUGCUUUUAUUUAUGUUUAGAAAUCAUUUCGACUUACAGGAAAAACCGAAUAUGCAAU